AUGUCGGAUAUCAUACUCCGCAGGCCACAACGCAAGGCUUUUAUCAGCCGGGAAUUCCAGCACCUCAGUAUCUUUGCUCGCCACACCCGGGUCUGCUUCAAAGCCGUCAGCACCCCCGAAGUUCUUCCAUUCCAUAUUCCUUUCCCAGCAGCCACAUUGCAGGCAGCCCACCAACAAUAG
Molecule: messenger RNA, 180 nt
Organism: Aspergillus bombycis
Lineage: Eukaryota; Fungi; Ascomycota; Eurotiomycetes; Eurotiales; Aspergillaceae
Exons: 2
Coding region: 1-180 (59 amino acids)
Source: RefSeq, a predicted model, not a curated record